UGUUUGGUGAUAGAUGCCUGGCUCUUCCACACCACACCUCAAACCACAACGCCAUUGUUACAGCCCAUCGCGCACCACAUAAUCGCUACCUUCCCAUCGUUACUACAAGUGUAUGGCUUACACAGAAAUCGGCGAACGUACACCUCUUCUGCUCUCGCAAAUGCUCGGGCAGAUCAUCAAUAUGGAUUACAACAACAGUCGCUCACCUGCGCGUCUCAGGGAGGAGGAAGAAAGUCAAGUAGCUCUGGAACAGAGCUGCCAAGACUAUAAAGCCGAGUGUCAAGCGUUGGAAGACAGGCGUCGAAUCUACGAUGCCAGACGCCAAGCCUUGGAGAACAGGAGCAACGCAUUCAUCGUCCGUUCGCCCUCACAAAGCAGCAACUUGGUCUCUACCCGCUCUGGAUUAGCCAUUCGUUUCAAAGAGCCGCAUGAACGUCUACCUUCAGAAACCAGAACCAACGGAUCUAGCACUCGACCUGGCGCACCUCGCCCCAAGACGCCCCAUCCCAACUACGCAACCGACAUGAAAGCUCUCCAAGAGUUUCUUGGACCUGACUCCUCAAACAACGCUCCCGUAGGCCACGCUCCACUAGACGCCAAUUCAUAGGAGAACCCCUUCGACGACAAGCACAACACCGAGCAGUGGAAAUGCACGAAGUGCAAUGCACCAGGGCACACGUCAGAAGAGCGCGUAAGGACGCUUGAUGAGAUGGGUCGCUUUAUUUACAGAUGCAAUAAUGCAGCCGGUUGUGAUGCUUUGCUGGUCGCCAAAAAGGAACCCAAUGGGACUGGUGAGCC
Molecule: messenger RNA, 798 nt
Organism: Didymella exigua CBS 183.55
Lineage: Eukaryota; Fungi; Ascomycota; Dothideomycetes; Pleosporales; Didymellaceae
Exons: 1
Coding region: 113-607 (164 amino acids)
Source: RefSeq, a predicted model, not a curated record